Messenger RNA from Paramecium tetraurelia, 791 nucleotides. RefSeq lists its product as uncharacterized. Gene Ontology annotation, molecular function: ubiquitin protein ligase activity. The transcript has 5 exons. The record is from RefSeq and is a predicted model, not a curated record. Gene Ontology annotation, biological process: protein ubiquitination. NCBI's taxonomy places the organism in Eukaryota, Ciliophora, Oligohymenophorea, Peniculida, Parameciidae.
AUGAAAGUGAUUCAAAAUCCAACCCAGUAUUUCUUUGAAUAAUCUAAUAAUCCAUCUGAUUAAUAUUUAGAUAAGAUAAAUGUGUUCAUUGGAAAAUUGAUUAAUCAAAAAUAAUGUCUAUUAUGCAAAUAAGAUUACAACAUCAAAGAUAGAUUACCUAGAAUACUUAUUCAUUGUGGGCAUACUAUUUGUACUUAAUGUUUAAGCAAUUUCUAUAGAAACAGAAGAGUACGAUGUCCACUUUGCUUGAAAUUAGUUAAGCAUCUAGAUUCAAUCGAAAGAUUACCUAUAAACCACACAAUUUUCACAAAAAUGGCUGAAGAGAUUAAUAAGAAAAGCAGGUCCCAUGGAGGAACUGAUGUUAUAGAUCCUUAAUAAUAUUUAUUUACCUAAUUUCAAUAAUCAGCAGUCUAAGCAUAGAAAAUCAGAUAAUAACAAUAAAAUUAAUAUCCCUAAGUUGAUCCAGAUUCAGGACUUGAAUUUUGUGAAUUCCAUAAUGACAGGGUGAAACAUUUUUUUUGCAUGAAGCAUAAAGUUACUUGCUGCCGUGUAUGCUCUGAAAUGAUUCAUUAAAAAAAGGACUGCAUUGUAGUUGAUCUUUAUGAAAUUGAGGAUGUUCCAGCUUUUUUGAAUGAAGCAUACAAAUUGAAUUAAGAAAAUAAUUGUUAAAAUUAAAAUAUCGAAUUUUUACCAGAUGAUGACAAUAAUUUUAAUGAUGAUGAUUUAGAAGGAGAAUUCGCUCAAGAUGAAAGUCUAAAGAGUUUAUGAUAAUAAUUAAUUAUAUAUGUAGC